Poecilia reticulata (guppy) is the source of this 3498-nucleotide messenger RNA. It is a transcript of the gene mmp14b, whose product is annotated as matrix metallopeptidase 14b (membrane-inserted). Gene Ontology annotation, biological process: zymogen activation; skeletal system development; collagen catabolic process. NCBI's taxonomy places the organism in Eukaryota, Metazoa, Chordata, Actinopteri, Cyprinodontiformes, Poeciliidae. Gene Ontology annotation, cellular component: extracellular matrix; plasma membrane. Gene Ontology annotation, molecular function: metalloendopeptidase activity; zinc ion binding. The record is from RefSeq and is a predicted model, not a curated record.
GGGAGUAUCACAGUACCACGUCUGCAGAGUGAAGAGGAGAGGGGGUCAGGAUAGGCUGACGAGAGUCCAGCAGGCAGAGGACAGGAGGAGACAGAGAGCUUUCAUUUGUGUGGAAACAAAAACCUGCCGCAACAUCUGGAGCAAAGCGCAGGCUGAACUCGGACAGCCCAGCAAGCCCCCUCUUUACUUCCUGCCUUCAGGAACGACAGCGAAGUUGAUAACCGUGCGCAAAAAAAAAAAAAAAAAAAAAAAAUCAGUUUAAAAAAACCCUCCCAAGAAUGCACAGACCGGAGAUUUAUCAGUUGAAAUAACGCGAGUUUGAAGUUGCGGACAGGCGCGUUUUUUAUUUUUUUAAUUAUUCAGUUCGUCGAGCCAAGUCGGUCAAGGUGCCUUGUUUUCUUCUUUCCACCCGCAGACGAUGUUUUGACAAAGUAAAAAAAGAAAGAAAGAAAGAAAAACAGGGGGAAGAUUGUGCAGGAACAUCUGCCAAAGUUAGGUGUCCGUUUCUUUUUUCUUUUCUUUUUUUUUUUUUUUUUUCGUGGGUGAAGUGAUGAUACCAGAGGUGAGGCCGGUGGUCCGGCUGCUGCUGCUGGCAGUGGUCUGGGAGUUGAGAGCGCAUGGAGCGACGCAGCGGCACGUCAACCCGGAGUCAUGGCUGCAGCAGUACGGCUAUCUUCCCCCAGGAGAUCUGAGGACCCACUCCCUUCGCUCCCCUCAGUCCGUCUCCUCAGCCAUCGCCACAAUGCAGAGGUUCUACGGACUCACAGUAACCGGUGCCAUCGACGAGAAUACGAUCACGGCCAUGAAGCGGCCACGCUGUGGGGUGCCGGAUAAGUUUGGAGCUGAGCUGAAGAGCAACUUAAGGAGGAAGCGUUACGCCAUCCAGAACCUGAAGUGGCAGAAGAACCACAUCACCUUUUCCAUCCAGAACUACACCCCGAAGGUGGGCGAGUACGAGACCUACGAGGCCAUCAGGAAGGCCUUCAAGGUGUGGGAGAGCGUCACCCCGCUCCGCUUCCAGGAAAUCCCCUACAGCCACAUACGGGACAAAGUUGAGGAGUUUGCAGACAUAAUGUUAUACUUUGCGGAGGGUUUCCACGGCGACAGCAGUCCUUUCGACGGCGAGGGGGGCUUCCUGGCGCACGCCUACUUUCCUGGCAAUGGCAUCGGAGGAGACACUCACUUUGACGCAGCCGAGCCGUGGACAACUGGAAACCAGGAUCUGUACGGGAAUGACGUCUUCCUCGUGGCGGUGCACGAACUGGGCCACGCUCUGGGUCUCGAGCACUCCAACGACCCGUCGGCCAUCAUGGCUCCGUUCUACCAGUGGAUGGACACGGACAACUUCCAGCUUCCUGAUGAUGAUCGCAGGGGCAUACAGCAACUUUACGGGACUUCAUCAGGUCUGCCACCCCCUCCAUUGACACCGCACCCACCUGACCACAACCCUCAGCCCACCUACUCACCAGACAAACCUCACUUUGGUCCCGACAUCUGCGAUGGACACUUUGACACCAUCGGGAUCUUUAGAGGAGAAAUGUUUGUCUUCAAGGACAAAUGGUUCUGGCGAGUUCGCAACAGCCGAGUGUUGGAUGGAUACCCCAUGCCAAUUGGUCACUUUUGGAGAGGAUUACCCACUCACGUAAAUUCUGCUUUUGAAAACGAAGAGGGGAAAUUUGUUUUCUUCAAAGGGGACAAGUAUUGGGUGUUUAGCGAGUCUAUUCUUGACUCUGGUUACCCCAAGUAUCUGAAGGAAAUGGGCUCUGGACUUCCCAAGGAUCGGAUAGACGCUGCUCUCUUCUACACUCCCAACGGACAGACAUUUUUCUUCCGAGCUAACAAAUAUUACCGUUUCAAUGAAGACUCGAGAAGAGUUGAAGACGGUUACCCCAAAUCUAUCGACAUGUGGCAGGGCGUUCCAGAGAACAUCAAGGCAGCCUUUAUGAGUAAAGAUCAAGCGUAUACCUACUUCUACAAAGCCAACAAGUACUGGAAAUAUGACAAUCAGAGGAUGCGUGUGGAGCCUGGAUACCCCAAAUCGGCGCUCCGUGACUGGAUGGGCUGCCCCAACGAGGACUCCAAGACAGACGGCGGGAGAGGCGGUGGCGGCCACGAUAAAGACAAAGAGAAGGAAAGAGAAAGGGAAAAGGAAAAGGGACGGGAGGAUAAGGACAGAACUAGAGCUAAAGACAGGGAAACGGAGAAUAAGACAGAGACGGAGGAAGAGGUGGAUGUGACCAUUAUUGAGACGAACCAGGGGAAUGGAGCAGUGGCUGUGGUGUUGCCACUGUUCCUGCUGGUCUGUGUGAUUGCCACAUUGGCAGCCUUGGUGUUUUUCCGUAUGUACGGCACUCCACGCCGAAUCCUGUACUUCCAAAGAUCUCUACUAGACAAGGUGUAGGUGGGGGAAGAGCAGAAGGAGCAAGGGAGGAGGGGAAUAGGACAAAAUGGGAGCAAAAGUUCGACAGAUAGCCAAUCGAGAGAGAAAGAGCCGAAGGAAUAGUGCGAGACUUUUAUUUUCAAAUAAUCCUACCACUGCCUACUUCAUCCAUCUCUUAUCUCUCAACCACUGUGUUUUCCUCUCCUUUUCUCUCCUUCCCGUCCUCCUGUGGUAACUGACGCCAGCUUGUUGCUGUUUGUUUUAGCCGUUUUCAAUGUCUUACUCGUAGUAUUUGCCAAUGGUAUGGUUUGUGUUCUCGUGAAUUCCCAGUCCCUGCAUUUCCACAACGCAGAGUGAAGCAUGUUUUCUUUGCAUGAGCACCCACCUCCAACCAGUUCCUUCUCUCCUCUUGUUAAGCUUGAGCACACUCAAUAAAACACACACACACACGCACACACACACACACACACGAAAGCCACAUUCAAAUAGUUGUUGCAUUUCUUAGUCUUCCACUCAAACAACAUGUUGGAGCCAGUUUGGACCAUAAAAGGGAAACAAACCAUCUGCUUACGUCCUCAUAAAACAUGACACACACUCACGAGUUCAGUCAUUCACAACGGCUGAUUCGUUACCUUUAUGUUCAGUGAUUAAUUUUGUCGAGAAUGAUGUUGUCAUUAGCAUUAUGACUGUUACUAUUAUUGUUGAAUGUUUUUUUUUUCUUUUUUUUUUGUAAAUUGACAUUAAAACGUCCUGCUGGACAGAGACAUACACUUUGGAAAGUGGCCUUAAUUUUAUACAUGUGGGGACAGUGAAGAGGGGAACGGGGCUAUGUAUGCUUGAAACUUGAUUGUUCUUUUUUUUAAAUAUACAUUGACUCUAUCUCAAAUGAAAAUAAAUUGAAGAUUUAAGAAAAAAAUGACUCCUUUUUUUGUCAUUGUACUUGAACAGUUUUUUUUAAAUUAUGGUGCUACAUUCCUAGUCAGGGGGUAAAAGUAGUUCAACGGUGACAAUAAUAGUAGUGAUUAUGAUUAUAAUGACAACUAUUUGGUUUUAACAAGACUGUGUGUACUUCCUCUUUUCCCUUUUUCAUUUACAUGAAUAAAGUAAUUUUAAAAGGC